This is a messenger RNA of Drosophila yakuba, 7317 nucleotides long. RefSeq lists its product as uncharacterized. Lineage: Eukaryota; Metazoa; Arthropoda; Insecta; Diptera; Drosophilidae. Bases 475 to 3618 code for a protein of 1047 amino acids. The record is from RefSeq and is a predicted model, not a curated record. The transcript has a single exon.
UGCUAGAACAUCGAGUACCAGACAUGUUUUUCCUGCCGAUAUAUCGAAGCCCAAUAGCCCGCCAACGCUCAAAACAUAAAUCGGAGUGUGAGACCAGAUACCGAAGCCGUUAAAAGCUUCGCGGUAUAUCGAUAACAAUUUGGCGGUAAAAAUAUUAGAACAUCGAGUACCAACCAUGUUCUUUUUCCCUACCGAUUAAUCGAAGUCAAACAGCCCGCCAACGCUCCAAAUUUAAAUCGGAGUGUGAGACCAGCUACCGAUGCCGGUAAAAGCUUCGCGGGAUAUCGAUAACAAUCAGGCGGUUAAAAAUACUAUAACAUCGAGUACCAGCCGUGUUUUUCCUGUCGAUUUAUCGAAGUCCAACAGCCCGCCUUCGCUCCGAACACAAAUCGGCAAGUCAGUAGCUUUUUUAACCCGGCAGUGGCGCCUGUGCAGCAGCUAUUUAAAGUGAAAAACACGAAACGCAACAACAAAAUGGACGGCCAUAAUGGAGACAUAAAUGAAGGAUGGGCAACAGUACUAUCUAUCUCGUCGGAUGAUAGUAACCAACUUUCGUCGCCGCCGUCAAUUAUAGUCUCAUCGCUGGACACCACGCCAACGUCAAAUGAAACCACCAUAGUAAGAAGAAGCCUACACAACCCAAAAGCUGACAUGAAAUCUUACGAUUUUGAAAAUAUUGUAUUAAAUGAAAAUAAAAAUACCAUAUUGCCAGAUACUUUAUUUGUUGAUAAAUGCGGAAAUACUGCUAAUACCACAGAAGCCAAUGAAAAAAAGCCUGCCAAUAGCCCCUUCCCCAUUUCCAUUAGCAAGAAUUUUAGCACUUCCUCGCCACUAACACAUGUAGACACGCCUACACAAGAAGAUGACGCCAGUGCUUUCAAUACAUUGAAAGCAGCUAAAACAGCUAGAAUAAUUUUUCCCACACACACACAGAUAAAGCCCGCCAAACCCUCGCCCCCUUCCAAAGAAUUAAGCACAAACUCAGCACCCAAAACUCUUAGCUACACAGACAAAAUUACAGUAACACAGAAAAAUCUACCCGACAAAACACAUGUAGACACACCUACACAAGAUGACGACAUUAAUGCAACCAAAGCAUCAAAAACCGCCAAAAUAAUUUCUACACAGUUACGCCUACGUGAAACCAAGCCAACACAGCCCGCCAAACACCCCUCACCCCGCACCCAAAAGCCUAUUGCAAACAAAGCAGCCGAGACACUCACCCACACAGACAAACUCAUAGCAUCACAAAACCUAGUUCCCGCCAAAACACAUAUAAACUCCCCCACACAAUAUAAUGACACUAAUGCAACCAAAGCAUCAAAAACCGCUAAAAUAAAUUUCUCUUCACACUCACACCAAAGUGAAACCAAGCCAACACAGCCCGCCAAAAACAUUUCACCCCUCACACAAAAGCAAAUCACAAGCGAAUCAGCCGGGACACACACCCAUACAGACAAACACAAAAACACAGCAUCACAAAAUCUCUUUCCCGCCAAAACACACAUUAACUCACCCACACAACAUAACGACACUAGUGCAGCCACAGCAUCAAAAACCGCUAAAUUAAUUCUCUCCCCACACUCACACCCAAGUGAAACCAAGCCAACACAGCCCGCUUUAAGCCCCUCACCCCUCUCCCAGAAGCAAAUAACAAGCAUAGCAGCCAAGACACUCACCCACACAAACAAACACACAGCAUCACAAAACUUUAUUCCCGCCAAAACACAUAUAAACAUACCCACACAAUAUAACGACACCAAUGCAACCAAAGCAUUAAAAACCGAAAAAGCAGCUUCUCCCUCCCACACAUACUCACGCCAGACAAAACCAAUAAAGCCCACCAUAAACGCAUUGCAUGCCGCCCAAGACACAAACCCAAGCCCAGCAAGCAGUGCUGUCACUUACACAGACAAACCCACAGCUACUCAGAAUAUUUUUCCUGUCAAAACUUUUGCAGAGCUGAUUAGAGAAAAUGCAAAACGCUCACCAACUCCAAUGCAAAAUCCCCCUCAAGCAAAACAUGACUCUGCCGCCCUCGGACGCCCUCCGACUGCAGCUAGAAAAAACCUAAAUAAAACACUGAUUUCUCCUAAAACUCCUGGGAAGCGCUGUGGGGACUGUCUUGAUGAAGGCCUACUUCAAACCUCUAACAAAAAGGUUAGAAUACGCGACGACUUCUCUGAUGAUGAUCUGGGGGUCACAAACCUACUCUCUGAAACACCCUUAUUCAAAAGCAAAGCAGCUAUUAAGAUUCGGCAAGACUCGAGAAGAGAAUCCCUGCAGAAGUCAGCUGAAAUGGACACAGCUCCAGCAAUAAGUCCCUCAAACGCAGCAGCCGAUCCCGACCUACCGCCCUGGAAAACUGUUCCAGCUAGCAGAAAACCACCAUCAAUCUUCCUGUCCAAUAUACAGCAGAUUAUCCCGCUAAUAGAAAAACUAAACUAUAAAGCCGGGGUAAAUAGCUUUACUACCAAGUCUGAACUUGGCAACAAUAUUAGAAUCCAGGCUAAAACGAUGGACGCCUACAAUGCAAUUCAGAAUGUCCUCCUUGAAGCAAACAUUCCCCUACACUCUCACCAGCCAAAGAGUGCAAAGGGCUUCCAAAUUGUAAUUAGGCACCUCCACCAGUCAACCCCGACCAAAUGGAUUGAAAGCCAACUUCAAGACAUCGGUAUAGCUACAAAAUUUAUCAGGGCAAUGCAGUUUAGGGACACGAGAAAUCCUAUGCGCAUCCAUGAGGUUGAGGUUGUACCCAAGGCUGACGGCAGCCAUCUUAAGGUCCUGCUAAUAAAAUCCCUUGGAGGACAAACGGUCAAGGUUGAAAGGAAACGGGUAUCGAAGGAUCCUACACAAUGCCAUCGCUGCCAAUGCUUUGGACACACAAAAAAUUAUUGCAGAAACCCGUUUAAAUGUAUGAAAUGUGGCCAGCUGCACGCCACGGUCUCAUGCACCAAACCCAAAAACCUUCCGGCUACUUGUGCAAACUGCAAUGGAAGCCACGUUAGCAGCUAUAAAGGAUGUCCUGUUUUCCAAGAAGCAAAGCAAAGACUAUCUAUCAACAAAAUUCAAUCCCUUCACUCACAACCCACCCACCUUCAGACCCCCCGCAAUAAACAUCCCUACCCAAAACCCACCCACAUUCAGACGCCCCUCAAUAAGCAGCCCUACACACACCCCCUCCCUCGCACAUUAGUAAACAACACAAAACUACCUGCCAAAAGAAUCCAAGGAAAGAAGAUAUCGCAAAGGAAUCUAUCUAUAAAUAAACGCUUAAACAGAAUCAGGACAUUGGACAGAAAACCGAGGAAUGAGACAAGCCCGCCGACAACUAGCAAAAAGGCCUUGGCCUCUCUAGAAGAAAGCAGAAAAAACCCAAAUAGCGCCCUAAACCCGGCCAACACCCAUCUCACUCAUUUCCGCCCACCACCAUUAGCACAAAAUAUUCCUAAUGACGAAUCUAAGGAGGUGAGUGGGGAGCAAUACCUUUUAAAUCGCAUUGAAGGGAUGGAAAAGAAGCUCAACAACCUUCUUGAAAUCGUCACCCGCCUACUAAGCCAAGGAAAAGACUGUCCAAAAUCUCCAAAAAAUCCUUUCCGAGAUCCAAUCUUCGUUUAAAUGCUCUUUCUAGUAACAUCAGAAAGUGACGUCUCCUAUGACUCGGGAGUGCAACAGGGACAUCCUUAAAAUCGCUUUCUGGAAUGCUGGUGGGAUCAACAAUAAAAUAGAUGAGCUUAAGCUGUUCAUUCUAAAUAUUGAUGCCCACAUAAUCAUAGUCACCGAAACUAGACUAGACAACAAUUCUACCAAACUAGAGCUGCCAGGAUAUUUCACAUACUUAGCCCAAAAUCCUGCCUCUAGCAAGAGAGGAGGAGUCGCCACGAUAGUAAACAGUAGUCUCCGCCACAUGGCCUUAGAACCGAUUGAAAAGGAAUGCAUACAGAGUGCCCCAAUAGUAUUACUGCCUGAAAACAACAGACGCAGCGAAAUGAUUGUAAUAGCAUCUGUCUACUGUCCGCCUUCGCUAAGCUGGUCGCCCCACCAUUUUACUGACGUUCUCAAUUUUGCUGAGAAAACUAUGGGAGGGCAGACUAAGCUCAUUCUAUGUGGCGACUGGAACGCAAAACAUAGACAAUGGGGUUGUAUACGCGCCUGCCAACGUGGCGCCGCACUCUACGAUGCAAUUCAAGCAGACUCCAUGGCUGAAAUCGUCGCGACUGGCAGCGCUACACAUUUCCCGCACGAUACAAGGAAAAGCCCGUCAGCAAUAGACUUCUCGAUAUGUAAACGGCUUGGCAGGUAUGAAAAAAGAAUCUCCUCAAGUGCACACCUAUCCUCAGACCAUCUUCCCAUCUUACUUGAGAUAAACCUAGAUAUAAAAACCAUCUCCCUGCAAAAACAAAACAACAAUAUCCUCAAGAAAACAACGAACAUUGAGCUCUUUAAGAACGUUCUAGAAAGGAAGAUACUUCUAAACACUGAGAUAAGGGUAGCAGAAGACAUAAAUGAUGCCAUAAACAUCUUUAUUAAAAACAUCAAGGACUCGGCUGCUGAAUCAACUCCCUCCCCAAGAAUUCCUGAUAACCACAGAAGAAGAUAUGGGCAAGCUAACAGAAAUAGUCAUACGCUCACACUAGACGAAAACACAAGCAGAUUGCUGGAAGAAAAACGUAUACAAAGUAGAAUUUUUAAAGCUACUAGAACGAACGAGGACAAAACUAAACUAAAAGCAGCUGAAAAUCGACUUAAAAAAGCAAUUAAAAUCUUAAGAGAAAAGAGAAUCAAUGAGCAAAUUGCAGGAAUUGACACAAAUAACCCGGACAGAAUGAGGAAAAUUUGGAGGCUGCUAGAUGAAGGGAAAAAAAUGAAUCAACCCAACUUUCCCCUCAAAUUAGAAACCAAAAAAGGCCCUAAAUGGACUAAAACAAUUAAGGAGACAACAGAAGCGUUUGUCUCCCACUUGGAAGGAAGAUUCAAGCCAAAUAAAAUUGUACCUGAUUACCACAUAGAUAAGGUUAACACCGGACUAAGAAUAAUUAAGGAAAGCAUGCUAACAGAACGACAUAAUCUAAACAAAAACCCCCAUAACCAACCCAUUACGCUAAACGAAUUAAAUGAAGAAAUAAAAAACUUAAAGAAUAGCAAAGCACCUGGUAAAGACCUUAUAACAAACCAGCUCAUAAAAACCCUACCGACUAAAGCUACCCUGUACCUUAUCCUAAUCUAUAACUCCAUACUUAGAUUAGGAUACUACCCUGAAGCCUGGAAACAUGCACAGGUAAAAAUGAUCCUGAAGCCAGGGAAAAGCUCAAACGAGCCGAAGUCAUACAGGCCGAUUAGUCUACUCUCGGGACUCUCUAAAAUGUUUGAAAGACUACUCCUAAAAAGACUUUUCAGGGUAGAUCUAUUCAAAAAAGCCAUACCACUGCACCAAUUUGGCUUCAGAAAAGAGCACGGAACUGAGCAGCAAAUAGCCAGGGUCACCCAGUUCAUCCUCGAGGCCUUCGAGCGGAAGGAAUACUGCUCAGCGGUUUUCCUUGACAUCUCUGAGGCCUUUGAUAGGGUAUGGCACGAAGGCCUUUUACUUAAAUUAGCUAAGAUCCUACCUUACAACCUAUACAUUAUACUGGAGAGCUACCUUACAAAUAGAACGUUCGAAGUUAAAGACCAAGCAGGAGAGACUUCGAGAACAGGACAAAUAGGCGCAGGAGUGCCUCAAGGAAGCAAUCUCGGACCACUACUUUACUCUAUCUUCUCCUCUGACAUGCCCCUCCCAUAUAUCUACCGCCCUUCACCAACACAAAGAAUUAUGCUCUCAACAUACGCAGACGACACUAUAGUCCUCAGCUCAGACACACUAGCAACUGCCACCACAAGAAACAACGAAAACUACCUCAAGACAUUUUCGGACUGGGCGGACAAAUGGGGUAUCUCAGUAAACGCUGCUAAAACCGGACAUGUCAUUUUUACAUUAAAAAACGACUUACCUACAAACUCAAUGAAUGUGAAGAUCAAGGGUCAAACAAUAAAGAAGGAAAGCAAGCAAUCAUACCUUGGCGUAACCCUUGAUAGCAAGCUAACCCUUAGCUCUCACGUCACAAAGCUAUUGGGUAAAUACUCUACAGCCUACAGAAAAUUGACAUGGAUCCUAAACGGAAGAAGUAAACUCCCUACUAAAACUAAGAUACUGAUCCUUAAAUCAGUUUUAUCACCAAUAUGGCAGUAUGCCAUAGCAGCUUGGGGUCCCCUUGUGACAGAUGCACAGAUAAGGAGGGUCCAGGUUGAGGAAAACAGAAAAAUAAGAGACAUAUGUAGAGCGGGAAGAUAUACGAGAAACCAAACUAUAAGGGACCUUUUUGGCGUCAAAACAGUAGAAGAAUUCUAUCAACAGGCUAUGCACAGGUUCUCAGAAACUAUAAAAUCGCACCCAAAUAUAGCUGUUCGCAGGAUUCUCUCUAGGCACUAUAUCCCGAACAGACUAGAAAGAAGCAGGCAGAGGUACUUUAAAAUGACAAAUGAUCAUAUCACGCAAAAGCAGACUGGACUUACCCUCUCACCUAAACUCUUAAAAAUCCCUGAUAUAGAUGACUGCAGAACCGUAAAAAAGCGUAGCGAGAGAGAGAAAAUAAGACAAAUGCAUCUAACUGAACUCCCCACCUUGCUGAGACUAGAGGAAGAGGAGGAAGAGCUCAAAAGAAUAAAAAAACAGGAAGAAAGGGAAAAAAGAGAAAGGGAAAACCAAAAGUGGCCUCCAGAUAGAUGGUGCGAAUUGGAAAUAAACCGAUAUAAUAAACAAUAUAGAAAGGGCGACCUAACCAGGCAGGAAGUUAUAGAAAAAUUCAGAGGGCAACCAUUAAAUGUACAACGAAUAAUCCUACCCGACUAUGAAGGGGACUAAAAUUAAAUCAAAACAAACCAGGACAGGAGCAGAAGGCAGAAAUAAUCAAAACUGGCGGAAGGGGUGGCAAAAUAUUGAAAAGAGAGGAAAGAAAUAUAAAAAGGCUAAAGGCUAAGUUACAGGUUACAUAAAAAGGGAAAUCUGCUUAUAUAUACUAUGGUAAAAUUAACUUAACUAAUCACCUACUGGUUAACAAAAUAAUUAUGCCUGCAUGGCACAAGCUGCGCUCUCAAAUCAUUUCUCCUGACGCUAUUGAAAAUCCAUCGUUACUUUCCAACCGAGGGACUUGCGACUGCGGUCUUUCCGCCUUAUUGGCUCCUUAUGGAUCCAUCUGCUGCCGUAUUGGGCGACACACCAGCGCUCCAACCUAAAAGAGAGAUAACAUGUUUUAAUUCACUUUCCUUUUCUCAUAAACUAAA